Drosophila bipectinata is the source of this 1205-nucleotide messenger RNA. The record is from RefSeq and is a predicted model, not a curated record. Lineage: Eukaryota; Metazoa; Arthropoda; Insecta; Diptera; Drosophilidae.
ACGACCCCAAGUAUAGAGUGUUACAUUUGGAAAAGCCCACGCAAAUCAAGCAUCUCUUUUUUUUAUAGAUAUGUGGACUCGUGACAACAUAAUUACAUUCGUCACAGUCUUUCAGCAAAACCUUUCACUGAGACACAAAGAAAUAAAUAAAUUAAGUUGGUUUUAAGCCAAGCCAACAAUUCACAAUGUUUUUAUAUAACUGGCAACCAUAUAAAGUGUGUCAUUUGAGAGCCAAAAGACAGUUGUGGCUUGUGCCUUAUGGUGAUCAUUAAAUAAUGAUUGAAUUAAAAGUGCUUUUGUUUUACAAUAUACUGCUAAUUUGGAUUGUGCAAGGAGACUGCAGUGUAUCAUUUCCAGUUUUGAAAAACAAUGAGCUCAUUGAAGCCCAAUCGCUAGCCAGAAUUGUGAACAGACCAAUCAACAAACUGGGCCCAGAAGAAGGCCAUGUAAAUGAUAUUACUCGUGCAUCAAAUAUUGAUAGAAAGUAUCCAUCGGAUGCAUCUCAAGAGGGUGUUAGUGAAGAACCAAAAAUCAACGAAAUGCCUCCUUUAGUAACCAGUAAUGGACAUGCAACCUACAUGAGCAGUCAGUCGACCCACUCAAGCCAAUUUUCAGUGCAAAUGCAAAGUCCACUGGUUACCCAGCAUAUUCAUUACCAUUAUCUGGUUCCCAAUGUUCCCUCAAGUGCCCCCAUAAAUUAUGCAUCCCAAUCGGCUUCGAACGCCCACAACGAAAAAACACAGAAUACAUAUUCGCCGACUUUUGAUUCCACGCAUAGGAAUGUACUUUAUGGAAACGAGGGCCAAAGUCCAGUGUACCGGCCCACAACAACUAAUGGAUACUCUUCCGACCCUACAGAUGAGUACCAGGUACAGGCAUCAGAAAAUAAUUCUGUAUACGCACCGGUGGCAAGUCACCAGGGAGAACUGCCUAAAGGGGAAGAUCAAAGACGCGUAGAGGCUGCCCCAAUCCAAACAAAUCCCCCGGAAGUGUACUUCAUACAAUACAAGGGCAAUAAAGAUCCACAGCCUACCAGUACACCUCUGCCAUAUAACCACAAGGAGUCGUCAGAUGCUACUUUUGAUGGGAGUGGCCUCAUAGAUAUCAGAUCCGGAAAAGACGAAAAUACCACAAACAGUCCCAUCGAAGAUCCAGAAUCCAGUAGUGUUCGGGUAUACUCUGCGUAUGAUGUUCCGCUGUGUUGA